AUGAAACGCGUCAACGAGGUGACGCGCGUGUACAAGUCGCACCACUUCGACAGCACCAUCUGGGAUGAGUUCGUUCCGAGCGAGGGCGACGUCGUCAUCACCACCAGCUACAAGGCGGGCACGACCUGGACGCAGCGCUGCGUGCAGGUGAUCCUCGCCGCAGCUGGCAAGGCCAGCGAGGAGGACAGCCUCGACGAGGUGUCUCCGUGGGUCGACCUGCGCUUUCCCGCGCGAGCGCAGAAGGUCGAGAUGCUCCGCAGCCUGACGACUCCGCGCUAUCUCAAGAGCCACCUCCCGGCAGACGGGAUACCGGUAUACGACGGCGUGAAAUACAUUCUGGUCUGCCGCGACGGCCCCGACGUCUUCUUCAGCUGGCUCAACCACUGGCGGCACUUCAACGACGCCGCGUACGACAUGCUCAACUCGGAGGGCCUCGAGGGUCCGCCCUACCCUCGCUUCGACGUCACGUUCGAGGAGCUGGGCGGCGAGCGGGGGCUGUUCGAGCGGUGGAUCACGCGGGGGUGGGACCAGCAGCCGUGGGAGGUCGACGGCUGGCCGUGCUGGAGCGCCACGCACCACCUCAGGACGUGGUGGCCCCUGCGGCACCGCGACAACGUGCUGUUCCUGCACUUCAACAACCUCAAGGCCGACCUCGAGGGCUCCAUGCGCAAGGUGGCGCGCUUCCUGGGCGUGUCGGACGCGAUCCCCGAGGACGCCUGGCCGGGCCUGGCGGCCAAGUGCACGUUCGACGCCAUGAAGCGCGACGCGGAGAAGUACGCGCCGGCGCAGGGGGCGCUGUGGGAGCCCUCCGCGGCGCAGGCCCCCCUGGGCCAGAGCGGUGCGAGCCGCACAGGCGGGCAGAUUUUCAUCAACAAGGGAGAGAACGGCCGGUGGCGGGGGGUGUUCACGCAGGAGCAGGUGGAGCGGCACCACGCGACGGUGCGCGAGCAGUGCGGUGCCGACGCGCAGCGCUGGCUGGAGACGGGCGAGAUGCCGCCGUGA
Pedinophyceae sp. YPF-701 is the source of this 1002-nucleotide messenger RNA. The record is from the annotation of a GenBank genome assembly. NCBI's taxonomy places the organism in Eukaryota, Viridiplantae, Chlorophyta, Pedinophyceae.